This is a messenger RNA of Nelumbo nucifera (sacred lotus), 1741 nucleotides long. RefSeq names its product putative transcription factor GLK1. Gene Ontology annotation, biological process: positive regulation of DNA-templated transcription. Lineage: Eukaryota; Viridiplantae; Streptophyta; Magnoliopsida; Proteales; Nelumbonaceae. Gene Ontology annotation, cellular component: nucleus. The record is from RefSeq and is a predicted model, not a curated record. Gene Ontology annotation, molecular function: transcription cis-regulatory region binding; DNA-binding transcription factor activity.
AGACAAACCCAACUCAACCAUUAAGGCAUAAACUGUUUAUGAAAUAACUCUCUCUCUCUCUCUCUCUCUCAUUUCCUCUUCAGAGUUGCCCGUUAUGACCCACCGGAAAGCCAGACAGUCUUGAUUUUCCAUCAAGCUUUAAUUUCACCUCCAUGCAAUAUUCUUUGAUUGCACCGCGCCAUGUGGGUAUAUAUAUAUUUGGAAUGCUCGCUGUGUCACCUUUAAGAUGUUCCAACGAUGAAAGGCAAGGGGAGAUGGAGAGUUGUCCAGAUGGGGUUGGUGACUUCUCGGACGUAUUUCCUGGCGGAAACUUGCUGGAUGGUAUCGAUUUCGAUGAUCUUUUCGUCGGCAUCGAGGACGGAGAUGUGUUGCCAGAUUUGGAGAUGGACCCAGAAUUGCUGGCCGAGUUUUCGGUCAGUGGCUGCAGUGGCGGUGAGGAAUCAGCUGAGAAGAAUGCAUCAGCAUCAGUUGGGAAGGUAGAAGGGAAUGAUAGUGGAAGAAGAGAGGACGAAGAAGAAGGCAAAAGUUGGGCUUCUGGUUUGGUUUCAAGUUCAUGUCAAACCGAAGAAAAUCAGGAAAUUUUGAGUAAGAGAGAAGAAGCGGUUGCUGUAAAUCCACCCCCAAAAGUAGCUGAUAAAGGCCGCAAAUCAUCGACGCAGCCGAAAGCUUCCCAAGGGAAGCGGAAAGUGAAGGUCGACUGGACUCCAGACCUGCACAGGCGGUUCGUUCAAGCAGUGGAGCAGCUAGGGGUGGAUAAGGCAGUCCCUUCAAGGAUUUUGGAGGUCAUGGGAAUCGACUGUCUUACUCGCCACAACAUUGCUAGUCACCUUCAAAAAUAUCGAUCACAUCGGAAACAUUUGCUAGCACGGGAGGCGGAGGCGGCGAGCUGGAGCCAGAGACGGCAAAUGCACGGUGGCGCGGGAGGAGGGAGUAAGAGAGAUCAUAUGAACCCUUGGCUGAAGCAUGUACCCACCAUGGGCUUCCCUCCUCCUACCCCUCUGCAGCCUUUCAGGCCCUUGCAUGUCUGGGGACAUCCAAGUCCAACCGUUGAUCACUCCGUAAUGCACAUGUGGCCGAAACAUCUAGUUCCUUCACCGCCUCCGCCGUGGGCACCACCACCUCCAGAUCCUUAUUGGCAUCCCCACCACCAACGGGUUCCAACAGCUCUUGCACCAGGGACUCCUUGCUUCCAACAGCCGCUAGCAACAACGAGGUUUCCAACUCCUCCUGUCCGGGGCAUUCCACCACAUCCCCAUGCCAUGUACAAACUAGACAAAGGCAGUGGUUUCCCAACUGCCCAAUCAGAUUACUCCCAUCAUCCACUUGACCUUCAUCCGUCAAAGGAGAGCAUAGAUGCAGCUAUUGGAGAUAUUCUGUCAAAGCCAUGGCAGCCACUUCCCAUUGGGCUAAAGCCUCCAUCUCUUGAUAGUGUGUUGGUGGAACUACAACUUCAAGGAAUUUCUAAAAUUCCACCAAAUUGUGCUUGAUAUCUUGUAGCAUCCAUAUCCAAUAGGUGGGUGCCAUGGUGAUUUUAGCCCGAACCCCAAAUUUGACGACAUGCCUUUCUUGUAGAUGUACCCUUCUGAUCCCAGUGUUUUUUUUUUUUUUUUUUUUCUAAUUCUCUAUCAAGAACCAAUUUUUAGUUAACAUGAUAAUGGAUCGAUGAAAUGAAAAGGCCGAAAUUUUUGUAAUGGUUGUAUGAGAUUAUUAAUAAUGGUGAAUAUAUCUAUUUUCUUGGUUU